CCCAACUUACCGUAAAGUUGUGAGAAACAGCUGCUAAUGCUUCCGAGGGGAUUUCUAACGUUGUUGUGCCUGUGAAACUCAACAAAACCAGGAGGAUAUUUUACCCAUAGUUCUGUUUAACAGUGGGGAGUUACAUUCUAUGCGGAGGUGUGUGUGUUAUUGGAAAAACCAUGUCCAAAACAGAGUGUAAAGCUGCUCAGGAUCUGACUGCUGCGAUGGAGAAGACGAUGCAGCGGCUUCAGGGAAGGUUCCAGGCGAUGUCUGAACAGCUGGAGUCCAAAGUAGAUGAGAUGGGAACACGCAUCGAUGACCUGGAGAAGAACGUCAAUGAGUUAAUGACACAAGCCGGCAUGGAGCAGCAAGGGGUCGCAAAAUGACGCGGAGCGCUUUUUCCCUGUAACCUCCUCACACUGGUGUCGUAGAUCCUUGCAAACAAGGAUUGAUACCAGUAAUUUACAUCAAACAUGCCCAAAGAUUUACACAAGUUUGAGUUCUCUAAGGUGCUGCACUCAAUCUCAGACAUUUAAAGUUUCUCUGAAUUUGUACAGUGAUAACCUGUUUGCAGCUUAAAGGGGUCAUAUUUUACUAAACCUACUUUUAUUAGUCUUUGGUACAUUUAUUUGUGUAUUUGGACACAAAUAGUUCCAAAAGUUGGAAUUUGAACCUCCC
Sphaeramia orbicularis (orbiculate cardinalfish) is the source of this 669-nucleotide messenger RNA. RefSeq names its product heat shock factor binding protein 1 like 1 (gene hsbp1l1). The record is from RefSeq and is a predicted model, not a curated record. The transcript is spliced from 3 exons. Gene Ontology annotation, cellular component: cytosol; nucleus. Gene Ontology annotation, biological process: cellular heat acclimation. NCBI's taxonomy places the organism in Eukaryota, Metazoa, Chordata, Actinopteri, Kurtiformes, Apogonidae. Gene Ontology annotation, molecular function: transcription corepressor activity. The coding region runs from base 171 to 377 and encodes 68 amino acids.